Molecule: messenger RNA, 1155 nt
Organism: Vigna umbellata (rice bean)
Lineage: Eukaryota; Viridiplantae; Streptophyta; Magnoliopsida; Fabales; Fabaceae
Source: RefSeq, a predicted model, not a curated record
AUGGGCUCAGAAAUCGAGAAUCCAACGAACACCCAACAACCUCAUAACCAACACAAUCCUAACAUCGCUUCAACCCAAAAUCACGGUUACGAAUCGGUUACCAACAAAAGUGAAAGCACUUACCGUUGUGGCGGUGAUGACGUCCGCAGUGACAGCCGAGUAACGUUAGUCCACCCUCACUCCCUCCUUCCCAUGCCAGUCCCGCCGCAGAAUUUCCAAUCAAACCAAAACGACGUCGCUCUGCCCACCUUCUCCGUCGGAAGCUUCUUCCGCCAGCGGAGCAGCGACCUCUCCGCUGCGAUCGUGAAGCGCGUCUCCUCGCUCCGCGAGUCUGUGGAGGAGGAUAACGACGGCGAGGGCGAGAAACAAGGAGUGACGGAGUUUAAUCUCUCCGGGGUGAAGGUUGUGGUGACGGCCAAGCCAGAGGAGGAGGAGGCGUCGUUGAGAGGACGCAUAAGCUUCUUCUCUCGGUCCAAUUGCCGAGACUGCACCGCGGUGCGGAGGUUCUUCAGGGAGAAAGGACUGAGGUUCGUGGAGAUAAACGUGGACGUGUUCAGCGAGAGGGAGAGGGAGCUGCGCGAGAGGACGGGGACUGGUUCUGUGCCGCAGAUUUUCUUCAACGAGAAGCUGAUCGGAGGUCUGGUGGCGCUGAACUCGCUGCGGAACAGCGGGGAGUUCGACCGAAGAGUGGCGGAGAUUCUCGGCGGGAAGGCGGCGGAUGGGAACGCGCCGUGGCCGCCGGCGUACGGGUUUGAUUGUGCAGAGGAGGAUCGCGAGGACGAGAUGGUUGGAGUGGUUAGGGUUCUGCGGCUGAGGUUGCCGAUUCAGGACAGGUUGCGCAGGAUGAAAAUGGUUAACAACUGCUUCGAAGGAAACGACUUGGUGGAGGCGCCUGAUCUCAGCACUUCCACUGCGCGCGUACGAGAUUUAAUGACACACUUACCACCUAGCCAAAUUUGGCAUCAAGUGUUCAACAGUGCAACAGCUCAACCAUUCGGCCUCACUGGUAUUCAGCCGUUCGGCUUCACAAUGCAGGUGUCAGGACCAUACAAACCACUCGUCCAAGAGGAGGGCAAGAACCGAGAGGUAAAUCCCUCUCGUCCGUUAGGAAAUUCUCUAGCAAUUCCUAGGUCAAAGUCAAAGAUCGAGAGGUAA